AAAGACCUUGUCCCCGACGUCCAUCAUCCCAAAACCCUUCCCCGUAUCGUCUGCUUCCCCAGCAUUAGCAAUAACCGCAGACCUUAUCUUCCACAGAGAGAAUACACCAUGACGAUUUACUAUUCACUCACCUUUCUCAUGCUGGCGGCGGAGGUCGCCCUCUCCUUCGUCAUCAUUGCGCCCCUCCCCCACGCAGUGCGGAAACGUCUCUUCGGCUUCCUCGCCAACAACAAGAUCGUCUCCAAGAUUGCGUAUGGUGUAAAAAUCAGCUUCAUAUUUAUAGGAAUACUUUUCCUCGAUGCGCUCCAGCGCAUGUUCCGCGUUACGGCCGAGUCCGAUGCGGCGCGUGCAAAUGGUACCGCACAGCCCCAAGGUGCUGCGUUCGGUGACGGCGGUCUUGCUGCUCGUAAAUUCUACGCCCAACGCAACACCUACCUGACGGGCUUCACGCUGUUCCUCUCCCUCCUCUUGACGCGCACCUUCUACCUCGUCCUCGAGCUCAUCCACGUGCAGGACGAGUAUGCGAAGGUGACCAGCGGGCAGGCCAAGGGUGGCGAAUCGGCCGAGGUCAAGAAGCUCAAGACCGACCUUGAGACCCUCCGCAAGCAGAGUCUGCAGCAGCAGAAGGAGCACGACCGUCUCGCCGAUGAGUACAACAAGGCUGUUGGCAGGAGCGCGAAGAAGGAUUAGACGAUGGGCCGCGCAGUCGAAUGGUGUUACUCUUGUUUUGCGGCAUAGCGUCGAGAGAUCUGUGUUCAAUGUAUGAUUCUUUGCAUCGAAG
This is a messenger RNA of Schizophyllum commune H4-8, 781 nucleotides long. Its product is annotated as B-cell receptor-associated 31-like protein. Gene Ontology annotation, biological process: endoplasmic reticulum to Golgi vesicle-mediated transport; intracellular protein transport. The record is from RefSeq and is a predicted model, not a curated record. Gene Ontology annotation, cellular component: endoplasmic reticulum membrane; endoplasmic reticulum. The transcript has 8 exons. NCBI's taxonomy places the organism in Eukaryota, Fungi, Basidiomycota, Agaricomycetes, Agaricales, Schizophyllaceae. Bases 109 to 690 code for a protein of 193 amino acids.